This is a messenger RNA of Paramecium pentaurelia, 530 nucleotides long. Lineage: Eukaryota; Ciliophora; Oligohymenophorea; Peniculida; Parameciidae. The record is from the annotation of a GenBank genome assembly.
AUGACUUAGAAUCUACAUUAAGUCUAAUUAAUAUCAUAAAGGAUGAUAGAUAGAUUAUAGAAUUUCUGUAAUUUUUAGUUCACCUUACAUCCAUAGAUGACACUUGAAUAUAAUGUGGGUCUAACUCAUUACAUAUAUUAGUUUAGAUGAAGGUGGACCUUAGAAACAAAAAUUUUAAAAAAAUUAAGAUCUAAAAUACUUCUUUAGUAGGAGAAAAUUUUGUUAGAUGUAAUUUAAGUAGAUCUGAAUUUAGUAAAGUGGAUAUUAAUGAAUUGAAUUUGAAUGGAGCUUUCUUAUUUAAUUGUAAAUGGAAAAACAUAAGGGUAAAUGAAUUACAUAAGUUGAAAGGUCAUUCAAGUUCAAUCAAUUCAAUCUGUUUUUCUCCUGAUGGUAUUACAUUAGCAUCUGGUAGUGGUGAACGUCGUGGUAGUGGGAAUUGUUCAAUCCGUUUAUGGGAUAUAAAAUCAAGAUUAUAAAAAAAAAUUCGAUGGUCAUACUAGUUAUGUCUACUCAGUCUAUUUCUUUCCUGA